This is a messenger RNA of Phlebotomus papatasi, 3642 nucleotides long. Its product is annotated as gustatory receptor for sugar taste 64b-like. NCBI's taxonomy places the organism in Eukaryota, Metazoa, Arthropoda, Insecta, Diptera, Psychodidae. Gene Ontology annotation, cellular component: membrane. Gene Ontology annotation, molecular function: sweet taste receptor activity. The record is from RefSeq and is a predicted model, not a curated record. Gene Ontology annotation, biological process: sensory perception of sweet taste; detection of chemical stimulus involved in sensory perception of taste. The transcript has 5 exons. Bases 1095 to 2381 code for a protein of 428 amino acids.
ACAGCUGAUUUUGCAAUUGCACAUGAGUAGUCGCUCAGUGCUUUAUGACAUGGACACACGCUGGAAGUGGAGUAAUUUGACGUUCGAGGCGAACGCUUCCAGCAUUUUUGCCUACACCUCUGAGCACGUUGGACACUUGAGGUGUACUUUUAGUUGUUUUGAAAAUAUCCGUGGACAUACCGUCAUAAUUCAGUGGCCCGAUUUCUGGUUUAAUUGGUGUUUGAGCGCGUGGCCGUUCGCUUUUGCCUACACCAUUGCAAUUUAUCCGCCACAGUCAACCUCAUAUGUUUUUACUUUUCCUUUACAAUUAUUUUCAUUUUCAUUUCAUAUCCAGUUGCACACGAUGUCUUAUGGUAGAAGUAUAACAGUGUAGAGAGUAUUCUAGUUGGAGCAACUUUAUUUUUUUUUGUUUCCCCCAAGAAGCAUGACGCGAUUUGCACGGUAGCGAGUUCACCGUAAGAAGUCUAUUGAAUUGUUCUAGCUUGGCGAUAUCGAUUGGUGCUUUUUACUGUCUUUUCGAUUUACCACAAGAUAUGGCAAAUCGCGAUUAGUUGACAUGGCUUCAGGUUUCAACGUUUCUCUGUGUUGCAAACUAACACGAUCGCGAUUCUACUGCAGAAUCCAAAACGAUUGUUAGUAUAUACCUCGAAGAUAUAUUGGAAUCAAAGCUAUAGCGUGAGUUCAACUGCCGAGACCUUGAGGUGAAAAUAUAAGUGCAUUUAUCGGGUCCCCCCAUUUGGACAGAGCAGCAUUUAAUGCCAAACAUCAUGCUAAUAGACAAUUUAUUUGCAAAAUUACGUCCUUAUUUCAAUAAAAUUGCUACUUUGGUUUUUUUCUUCAUCUAUAAGUACCACCAGAUGUUCUGGAGGAUGGAGCUGUUGCAGCAAAAACCGUCUCAUGAGUGUGGGCUUGUGUUUAUGUUUUGACUCAAAGCCCACAAACGUUUAAUUACAUGAUUGAAGUGAUAGUUGACACGAGCUUAUAAUUACAUUUGAAUUAGUAAUUUGUCUGUGCCAUUUUUAUAGUUUCACUUAAUUUUUCAUUUUUGCUGAACAGGUGAAAAUUUUCACACACAUUAAAUUGAGCAAUUCGCAAUGGAAAACCAGCAAAGGACUAAGAUUUUAUUGAACUCAUCCGAAGAUACCUUUCACCGUGCUGCGGGAAUCAUUCUUCAAAUAGGACAGAUAUUUGCAAUUUUUCCAGUAUCUGGUAUCCUCAACAAAAAUUCAAACAAACUAAGAUUUCGAUGGAUAUCGAUAGGAGUGUUGUACUACUUUCUAUUCUUUUGCUUCCAAAUACUAAACUUCCUCUUAUCACUUAGAAGACUUGUAAAAGUUGGUAUGAGUUUCGGAGCUUUCGCUACUGUUUUCUUCUACUUUGUAACACUCUCUGGAGGUUUAAUUAUUUUCCAAAUGGCCAAGAAAUGGCACAGGAUUGUCAAGAGAAUAGAGCAAACUGAAAAGAUCUUCCUUCAUCCGCCAUAUCGGCAAAUUGGACGUACCCUGAGAUGGAAGGUCCAGUCAGUAACUUUGUUUCUGCUAACUGGAGCUGUUUUAGAACACGUGAUGUACUUCGUGGCGAAAUUUUUUAACGCUAAGAUACAGAUUGAGAGGUGCAACCUUCAGAUUCCGAUUUAUGAACAUUAUUUGAAGACCGAGAGAAGGCAUAUAUUCGCAGUCAUACCGUACAAAACCAGUCUAGCGAUCUUCCUCGAAUGGGCCAAUAUAUCCAGUACAAUAUGCUGGUCGUAUUUUGAUAUUUUCUUCACCCUCUUCACUUCUAGCAUGGCUUAUCGUUUCCGACAGAUUACCGAUCGCAUGAAGAGAGCUCGAUUUAAGACUAUGCCAGAUAGUUUCUGGAUAGAACUCCGAUCAAACUUCACACACCUAACAAGUCUUUUGAAUUAUUUGGAUAGAGAGCUAUCAAAUCUGAUAAUUUUAAUUUGCGGAAGUAAUCUAUACUUCAUUUGUCAGCAACUAUUCAAUAGCUUCGGAAUGACGUCCGAUUCUGAACAACUGAACACUAUCUACUUCUGGUUCUCACUCUUAUUUGUCAUCUGCAGAACCCUCACUACGCUAUUCUUCGCGGCAUCAGUCAAUGAGGCCGCCAAAGAGCCUUAUCAAAUACUAAAGACUCUGCCGUACACAUCUUGGACUGUGGAGAUCCAGAGGUUUUCCGACCAACUAAUCAGUGAAGUAAUUGGAUUUUCUGGCAAGAGAUUCUUCUACAUAACACGCACACUAAUUCUAGCGCUAAUUGGUACGAUUGUCACUUAUGAACUCGUACUGUUGGAUCAUAUAGCUGAGGCGCCAGAAGUUAUCCAACGAUCGUGCCAUAUCGCUUACAUCGAGACUGUCCUGCCGACCAAUUUGACAAUCUAAUCAUUCAACAGCAAAGAUUCUGAAUCUAACACCAACUUAAGAUACCGCAUUGAGCUCAAUGUCAUCCUUUGAUAUCGAAUGAACACAGCAUGAAGUACAAGAAAUGGUCAUAAUUAUGAAAUUACAUAAAAUAUUGCAUUAGUGCUCGCGCGCGCAAUUACUAGGCGCUCGCAGUGUUUUGUAGCAUAUUUAAAGCAAAUUACAAAGAGAUCGUCAUUCUUCACCAUUUUAAUCGCUGCAAAGUGGAAAAUUAUUUUGCACUGCAAACGACACUGACAAAAAGAGACUCAAACAAGACAGUUAAAAAAAAACAAUCACAAAAAUGUUCUUGCUGCUGGUUUUGAAUUUCAGAUAAAACAUAAUUUGCGGUCAGAUGUUGCAACUACUUUUUAUUGCCUAUACGUCUUGAACAAGAGGGUGUUUCUGAGCUUUUUUUUCUGCCUCAAGCAUUUGAUUCCAAUGCGCGCAUCAAUCGUUGUGCAAUUGAGCUAAUUAAGCUCUUCAGAACACGAUGUCCUUUUACUUUGAGCUCUUCGAGUUAGCUAUAAUGGGAGCAUAAGAGAUAGGCUCAAUAAUAUUGGAUCUUUUUCUGUACUUCCAAUAUUGCUAAUGGUAGAAUUCAUUGUAAUUGUUGCGUAAUAUUCUCAGUAUAAGCUCUGUCAAUGUACAUUUAAUUUCUCAAUAAUAUUAUUUAAUAAUAUGGUAAGUAAAGUAUAAUAUACACCUUAUGCCUUCCAGUACAUAUAAGAGUUCACUUCUCGUUCGCUAGGGUGUUAAGGAUUGAAAUUUUCAAGAAAAUGUGCUAUUCAUUUCAAAACAAUACCUGGAAAGAGAAUUGAUUUGAAAUUUUGUAAUUAUUCGAAAUUUUAAGGAGAUCAUUGAUAAAUAGGUGAGAUUGUUAAGAAUCUCACCUAAUAAGCACUACCUGGGAGGCAAAGCGGAUCGGAUCUUCAGAUUAAUAAGUUUAGGCUUAGACUGACUUAGAGAAUUGUGGGUAUAGUUCAGACGGGGAAGCCCUCAAACUAGGUGAAUUUUCUCUUUAUUUGGAAAUAGCUAGUUCGUUUAUAAGAUAUGUUUAUAAUUACCUAUUCUAUAUGGCUAAAACAUUAUGAACCAGCUUUUUGUAAAGAGAACGAGAGCAAAUUUCCGUGUCCAAAAAAUUGUUCGUAACCUAAGUCGAGAACGUAGGACAUACAGGUUAGCUACCCAGGCAUGUCGAUCGUCCGCUACUUUACAGGUGCAAAAAGUACAGGUACAAAAA